GAGGAGCGGGGAGCUGGCAGCGAUGGGGCCUGGAGAUGGGGUCAGGACUGCACCAGCGCCACGCUCAGCAGUGGGCCCCGGAGUCAGCCUGCACGCCUACGACAUCGGGGUCCUGGUCGUCUACUUUGUCUUCGUCGUGGGCGUGGGGGUCUGGUCGUCCAUCCGUGCAAGCCGAGGGACCAUCGGUGGCUAUUUCCUGGCGGGGAGGUCCAUGAGCUGGUGGCCGAUCGGAGCAUCUCUGAUGUCCAGCAACGUGGGCAGCGGACUGUUCAUUGGCCUGGCUGGGACAGGGGCCGCCGGAGGCCUUGCUGUGGGUGGCUUCGAGUGGAAUGCAACCUGGCUGCUUCUGGCCCUCGGCUGGAUCUUCGUCCCCGUGUACAUCGCAGCCGGAGUGGUCACCAUGCCGCAGUACCUGAAGAAGCGGUUUGGGGGCCAGAGGAUCCAGGUGUACAUGUCUGUGCUGUCUCUCAUCCUCUACAUCUUCACCAAGAUUUCGACUGACAUCUUCUCUGGAGCCCUCUUCAUCCAGAUGGCCCUGGGCUGGAACCUUUACCUCUCCACGGUGAUCUUGCUGGUGGUGACAGCCGUCUACACCAUCACAGGGGGCCUCACGGCCGUGAUCUACACGGACGCUCUGCAGACGGUCAUCAUGGUGGGGGGAGCCCUGGUCCUCAUGUUUCUGGGCUUUAAGGAGGUGGGCUGGUACCCAGGCCUGGAGCAGCGGUACAUGCAGGCCAUCCCUAAUGCCACUGUCCCCAACACCACCUGCCACCUGCCCCGGCCUGAUGCCUUCCACAUGCUUCGGAGCCCUGUGACCGGGGACAUCCCUUGGCCAGGCCUCAUUUUCGGGCUCACGGUGCUGGCUACCUGGUGCUGGUGCACAGAUCAGGUCAUUGUGCAGAGGUCUCUCUCCGCCAAGAGUCUGUCCCAUGCCAAGGGCGGCUCCGUGCUGGGGGGCUACCUGAAGAUCCUGCCCAUGUUCUUCAUCGUCAUGCCUGGCAUGAUCAGCAGGGCCCUGUACCCAGACGAGGUGGGCUGCGUGGACCCUGACGUCUGCCAACGGAUCUGCGGGGCCCGCGUGGGAUGUUCCAACAUCGCCUACCCCAAGCUGGUCAUCGCUCUCAUGCCCACUGGUCUGCGGGGCCUGAUGAUCGCCGUGAUCAUGGCCGCCCUCAUGAGCUCGCUCACCUCCAUCUUCAACAGCAGCAGCACCCUGUUCGCCAUUGACGUCUGGCAGCGCUUCCGCAAGAAGGCCACAGAGCAGGAGCUGAUGGUGGUGGGCAGGGUGUUUGUGGUGCUCCUGGUCGCCGUCAGCAUCCUCUGGAUCCCCAUCAUCCAAAGCUCCAACAGCGGCCAGCUCUUCGACUACAUCCAGUCCAUCACCAGCUACCUGGCCCCGCCCGUCACCGCCCUCUUCCUGCUGGCCAUCUUCAGCAGGAGGGUCACAGAGCCUGGAGCUUUCUGGGGCCUCAUGUGCGGCCUCGCGGUGGGGCUCCUGCGCAUGGGCCUGGAGUUCUCGUUCCCAGCCCCGGCCUGCGGGGAGGAGGACCGGAGGCCGGCCGUGCUCAAGGACUUCCACUACCUCUACUUUGCCCUCGUCCUCUGCGGCCUCACCGCCAUGGUCAUCGUCACUGUCAGCCUCUGUACAACCCCCAUCCCCGAGGAAAAGCUCGCUCGCCUGACGUGGUGGACGCGGAACCAGCCCCACUCCGCGCUGGAGAAGGAAGCCCACGAGGACACGCCAGGGGCCCUGGAGAUGCCAUCUGGGCCACAGCCUGCAGGGGGCCGAGGGGCCGAGAACGCCAGCCAGGGCCCGGAGCAGCACGGAGCCCCACGCAGAUCCUGGGGAAGGCUGCUCUGGGGCUGGUUCUGUGGGCUCUCCGGGGCCCCGGAGCGGGCCCUGAGCCCGGCAGAGAAGGCCGCGCAGGAGCAGAAGCUGACCAGCAUCGAGGAGGAGCCUCUCUGGAGAAGCGUCUGCAACGUCAAUGCCAUCCUCCUGCUGGCCAUCAAUGUGUUCCUCUGGGGUUAUUUCGCGUGA
Messenger RNA from Molossus molossus (Pallas's mastiff bat), 2038 nucleotides. RefSeq names its product solute carrier family 5 member 9 (gene SLC5A9). Gene Ontology annotation, biological process: transmembrane transport. Gene Ontology annotation, cellular component: plasma membrane. Bases 23 to 2038 code for a protein of 671 amino acids. Gene Ontology annotation, molecular function: D-glucose:sodium symporter activity. The transcript has 14 exons. NCBI's taxonomy places the organism in Eukaryota, Metazoa, Chordata, Mammalia, Chiroptera, Molossidae. The record is from RefSeq and is a predicted model, not a curated record.